Hypoxylon fragiforme is the source of this 1727-nucleotide messenger RNA. RefSeq lists its product as uncharacterized. The record is from RefSeq and is a predicted model, not a curated record. The coding region runs from base 153 to 1238 and encodes 361 amino acids. NCBI's taxonomy places the organism in Eukaryota, Fungi, Ascomycota, Sordariomycetes, Xylariales, Hypoxylaceae. The transcript has 7 exons.
GGCAGUUAAUAAGCAAAAGGAUUAGUCUGGUUCCCGUCGUAUGUGCCCUGGGAUAUAUAUAGGUAGCUCAGGAACCCGACCGCUGGUCAUAUCUGGCACUCCUUUUGCCUAUCAUCCCAACAAGGUCUGUGACAUCAAAAUCCUCCCCAAAAAUGUUUUGGACUAGUCUUCUCAGCCUCGCCGCGCUCGCCGAAGCCGCACCACAGUUUGGUGGUGGCUUCGGGGGUGUCACCAUGUUGCGAUUCGGAUGCCCCAACGUGGUUAUUGACCGGCUCGACCCCCUAGUCAACCCAGGCUCGAUCCCCUCUUCGCAUGUCCACCAAAUCGUGGGAGGAAAUGCCUUCAACGCGUCGAUGACGACCGGUGAUGUUUCAAAGGCUGCUACAUGCACCACUUGCCAGUUCAGUGAGGACUUUAGCAACUACUGGACGGCCAACCUGUACUUCAAGGCCCGCAACGGAAGCUACAAGCGCGUUCCUCAACUCGGUCAUGCCCUGCAAUUCAACGACCAGUUCAGCACACAGACACAGGGUGGUAUCCUCGUAUACUACGUCUCGGCCCAACCAGGCCAGAUCACUGCCUUCAAGCCGGGAUUCCGCAUGCUCUCCGGUGACGCCAUGGCACGCUCGAGGUCCGACACCAAGCUGAAGAGGCAAAACUGCUUCCGAUGCUACACCGGGCCAAACUACGGCGGCGACGUUGGUGCCCCCUGCAUGGAUGACAAUGUCGACUCUGAGGCUCUACCUAACAAGGUGUGCCCGGGUGGUAUCCGAUCCAACAUUCUAUUCCCAACCUGCUGGGAUGGAAAGAACCUCGACUCCCCCAACCACCAGGACCACGUCACCUACCCCACGACCGGCCCCGCGAACUUCCUCAGUCUCGGAGGCUCUUGCCCAUCGACCCACCCCGUCCGCAUCCCCCAGCUGAUGUACGAGGUGGUCUGGGACACCACUAAGUUCAACGACAAGUCGCAAUGGCCCGAGGACGGAUCCCAGCCCUUCUACCUGAGCACGGGAGACAACACCGGAUACGGCCAACACGCCGACUACGUCUUCGGGUGGAAGGACGACUCGCUCCAGAAGGCCAUGGACACGUCAGGCUGCAUGGGAGCUCGAUGCGCUACCCUCCAGACCCAGAACAUCAACACUGCCCGGGAGUGCUCCGUGAAGAAGGUUGUCAGCGAGGAUGAGGAUGGAUGGCUCCCCGAACUCCCCGGCAUCAACAUGCCUAUGGUCUAGAGAGCUAUGUGGUACAGAAUCGUGUAGGAUGAGUUUGGGAAGCGAUAAAUUGGCUAAGAUCUUGGGGGAGGAUGUUAGAGAGAAAGAUUAUACCUACCUAGAUAUUCACAGCUUCAUUCGCCAUUUGCCGUAUUGGUUACUUGUGAUGUUUCGAGUUGAUCAUGUUGCUGUUGAUCGCAUUAGUGAACACUCGGCCCCAAUUUUCCCCUUGCCCCUUUCGACGAUCCCCUUUUCUUAGAUGUAUUGAUUGCUAGGUAGGUGAUGUGUUAGAUUAGGUACUGUGCAGCCUGCAUCUGAAGUUGGCCGCACGGAUCGCCAGGAACAAAUCAUGGAGUUAUAUCUGUGCUGGCGGGAGGCGGCUAGGCGGCAAUUCUCACCUGAGGCUACCUACAGCUAUUACUGGGGAUUCCUUCUCGGGCUUCUAUCUAGGUUUAUAUGUAAGAUCUAGAUCUCUUAGCUUUGUUCAUCAGCUGAAUAGGUAGGUGUUAG